Messenger RNA from Seminavis robusta, 1952 nucleotides. NCBI's taxonomy places the organism in Eukaryota, Bacillariophyta, Bacillariophyceae, Naviculales, Naviculaceae. The record is from the annotation of a GenBank genome assembly.
CCUAGCCUUACCGUACCUUAAGUCAGCUCUGGGUCAUGGCCGCCUCAAUUGGGACUUGGCUAGCUACUGUAGUCUACUCUAGUAGCCGACAUCGGACAAUCGGACAGCAACAACACUCCCAAAGAAGUCGAGUCAAGAGAUCGGUCCUCGACCAUGAUGACACCACUACUGGUACUAAUACCAACAAGGCCCGGCAACCGCCGAGACUUUAGUUCUUGUUAUCAUGGCAUUAUCUUGUUAUUGUUGUUAUUACAACACUGUCCAGUAUCAGAUGCUACCAUUGCGAUUUCUUCCGAAUGGAAUCCACUCAUCGCAGGUGUCUACGUGCGAGGCGUGUUGGUGGAUCACGAACACGCAUUUGCCAAGGCGGCGGGAGGACCGCAAGAAGAACGCAUGGACUUGUGGCUGUACAGCUUUGAUCGAGGCAUGCACGAUGGUGUGCGAUGGUUUAUUGGACCCGAUAUUCACACAGAUUCCGCAUUGACAUAUGUCGACCAUUGGUCUACUCGAAAUCCCUGUGCCGGAAAUACCACCACACGUCCCAGUGCACAUUGGAUGGUGCAUCGGGAUGGUAACUGGCAACCGGAUCUCACGUUGACUAUUACAUGUCAUGGACUCGAACCAGGAGGUGUCGAUGCAUGUCACGAGAAUUCAUCCGUUCCGUGCAUUGACUUGGCGGGGACUGGCAAUGGUCCGGUUCCCAUGCCAGUCGUCAUGCUGGGAACUGCCUAUAUUGGACCCUCUCAUGGCGCGUCCAACCAAGUGAUCGAACCGGCUCCUGCCAUUGAAGUCGCACUCGACCAAGGAUACCAAGGAUUGGAUUUGGGAUCCCAACUCCAUCCCGCCUAUGCCAACGAACGUCAAGUGGGAGAAUUGUUGGCGGCACGACCGGGCCGUCGAAAAUCCACAUUCUUGACCACCAAAUUAUCUCCCAACGAACACGGCUAUCAGAGUACCAUUCGGGCCGUUCAACGAUCGCUUCAAUUGCUACAGACCGAUACUAUUGAUCUCUAUUUGAUUCAUCAUCCGUCUUGUCUCAUGGCCACCGAAUGUGAAGGAGAUUGGGUCGAAAGUUGGAGGGCCAUGGAACGACUCCUCAGUUUGGGAGCCAUUCGAGCCAUUGGUGUUUCCAAUUUUGAUUAUGCCUUGCUCCAUCAUUUGGUCGGAGGAGAUGGCAACGACCAUAAAGGCAUUGCACGGGCGCCCGUGUCGUUGGUGCAAAAUCGAGCCGAUCCCUUGCAGUUGGAAGAUGUCAGUGUCUUGCGACUGUGUCGGGAACACGCCAUCAAUUAUCAAGCAUUUAGUGUCUUGGGCCGACAAUGGAAUGUCGGUCCGUGGACGCCGUAUUGGAACGCCCCGCAUCCCAUUCUGACACAUCCACAUGUCGUGGCCAUUGCCGAUCGACUCUCGCAUGAAACCACCACCAAGACAAGUAGUCGCACGAGAACCGCCGUGUCUCCGGCACAAGUCAUUUUGCGGUGGGCGUAUCAAAAAGGAUGGACCGUCGUGCCCAAAACGGCCAAACCCGAUCGACUUGAAUCGAAUCGACAAAUCUUUCAUUUUCAACUCACCGACUUGGAUAUGGGGAUACUGGAUGCUUUAAAAGCUCCGCCGCAGCCGUCCAAAGAAGACGAGUUGUAAUGCACAACUAGCUAAUAAGGUUUUGAUUUCAUUCGAACCGUACAGUGGUAUGUACGACAGCUGAAGAGUUGUUGGAGUUUGCAGGCCACCAGAACGGUACCGUCCAUAGUGGAGCGGGACGCGAGUCUCCACCAGAAGUGCUCCUAACCGGUAAGAGUAUACGGAUAGCAACAGCCACAACUGCAACCACUGUGUGAACUGGAAUCAGACGACUAAUGUACAAACGAAAGACGAGAAGUUGGCAUUGCCACUGAGUAAAAAAAAAAGAACACUACUAUGUUUUAUUAUUGCUAUGAGAUGAUUACGAAAGU